Molecule: messenger RNA, 1950 nt
Organism: Melanotaenia boesemani (Boeseman's rainbowfish)
Lineage: Eukaryota; Metazoa; Chordata; Actinopteri; Atheriniformes; Melanotaeniidae
Gene: parvb
Product: parvin, beta
Exons: 13
Coding region: 177-1199 (340 amino acids)
Biological process (GO): lamellipodium assembly; actin cytoskeleton organization; substrate adhesion-dependent cell spreading
Cellular component (GO): lamellipodium; focal adhesion; cytoplasm
Molecular function (GO): actin binding
Source: RefSeq, a predicted model, not a curated record
AGGGUGGAGGGUUGUGACAGAAAUAAACACGUGAUGACGCCCCUGCUGCUGCUCAGCUGCAUUGACUGCAAUUUUCUCUCUCACACACACAUGCACACUAAAUUUGUGUACACUCCUGCAUUUUCUUACAUUGCUCUCUGCUAUCAAGAAGAAUCCAGUGUUUUAUUAGUUGCAACAUGGCGGGGCUGCUGUGUGGGACUAAGAGGAAGAAACAAGUAAGUGAUCUCCAUGAGGAGGGGAAGAAUGCCAUCAAUGCACCACUGCUGCCAUCAGGGACGGACAUCCAUCCAGAAGACACUCUGCUGGAAGAAAAUGCAGAAAGAAUCAUGCUGAAUCCAACAUCGAGGGAAAAUCCUAAAUUUAAAGAUCUCUUGAAGGUCCUGAUUGACUGGAUAAACAGUGAGUUGGAGGAGGAGAGGAUCAUUGUCAAAGACCUGGAGGAGGACUGUUAUGAUGGACAAGUUCUCCAGAAGUUAUUUGAGAAGUUGUCAGGCAGGAAGUUAAACGUGGCGGAGGUGACCCAGUCGGAGAUUGGGCAGAAGCAGAAGCUUCAGACCGUUUUGGAAGCUGUCAACGAUCUGCUGAGACCUCAUGGCUGGACCAUUGAGUGGAGUGUGGACUCCAUCCAUUCAAAAAACCUGGUAGCGAUAGUUUACCUGCUGGUGGCUCUCGCAAUGCACUUCAUGGCGCCCAUCAGGCUUCCUGAGCACGUCUCUGCACAGGUGGUGGUAGUGAAGAAACGGGAGGGGAUCCUGCAGACCGCUGUAGUAACAAAGGAGCUGACAAGCACCACAGAAAUGAUGAUGGGGAGAUUUGAGAGGGAUGCAUUUGACACUUUGCUGGAUCAUGCACCUGACAAGCUCAAUGUGGUAAAAACGUCACUCAUCACCUUUGUGAACAAACACUUGAACAAGCUGAACCUGGAAGUUACUGAGCUGGAAUCUCAGUUUGCUGAUGGAGUGUACUUGAUUUUACUGAUGGGGUUGCUGGAAGACUACUUUGUCCCACUGUACAACUUCUUCCUUACCCCUGAGAGCUUUGAGCAGAAGGUGCACAAUGUAGCUUUUGCCUUUGAGCUGAUGCAAGAUGGAGGCCUGAAGAAACCAAAAGCUAGACCAGAAGAUGUUGUCAACCUAAACCUCAAGUCAACCCUCAGAGUUCUCUACAACCUGUUCAGCAACUACAAAAACUCUGACUGAAAUCUGUUUAUUUAUUUAUUUUUUUGUUUUAUCACUUGAUAUUACUCUAAACUCACCCUGUGCCUGUGUAGACAGUAUUACAGUCUGGACACUGGAGGAAACCACCUGGGACUGAAAGACAUCAUUAUGUGUGCCUUUAAAAAGAUCCAGGGGGGUCUAGUCGGAAUGAGGCUCUGAAUGUUCAUGCUUAAACGUCACGUCUCUAAAUGUCAGUAUUUAUUUAUUCCAUCCUCGAAAGUUAUCUGCAGUGCAGUGAGCACUGUGACCUUUAGCUUUGCAUUUGAAUACAGCCAUAUGGGAAAACGGUAAAGUUGGAAAAUGUUUGUAUGCUCAAAUGAACUAAUUGCCCGCCACUGUGGAAUAUUUUGGGUAGCUGGCUAUGCUGUUACAUUUACAAAUAGUCUCAGUAGGUUUUCUUUUAAAAAAUGAGGAAAAAUUACAUGUUUUGUGGAAAAAUAUUUUCCUAAAGAGUUGGGAAAGUGCAUUAAUUGAAAAUACAAACAGAAUGUAACGAUCUUCAGGUCAUUUGAAUUCCAUAUUUGAGUGACAAAAGUAGAAACACAACACAUCAAAUGAUAAAAUGGGUAUUUAAUGGGUAUUUUAUUGUGCUUUCUUUGUUUUUAUUUUCUUUUCCUGCCUUGAACUUCUGCUCAUGUUGAACUUGAUUCCAGCAAUACAUUACAAAAAAAGCUGAGACAAGGAAAUAAAACUUGUGAAAAUUAAGAAAUUCUAAUAAAAUGCUCUGGCUGAA